AUGGGUCUCAUCGGCGCUGCUUUUGUCUCGCUCGCCGCUCUGACGAGCGCCGCGAGCAUCCCGACGUCCCAUGUGAAGCGUCAGACCACUGAGCUCCGCGACAAGUAUGACAUCGUCAUUGUCGGCGCCGGCACAAGUGGCCUCACUGUAGCCAACCGCCUGACGGAGGCCUUCCCUUCGAAAAACGUGCUCGUUAUCGAAUACGGCGAUGUCCACGCCACGACCCCUGGAACCUUUGACCCGCCGACGGACUGGAUCACUAGCAACCCCGAUGCUCCCCCAACUUGGGCUUUCACCUCCCUCCCUAACCCGGACAUGGCGGACACCCAGGCGUUCGUGCAGGCCGGCCAGGUGGUCGGCGGAAGCAGUGCGGUGAACGGCAUGUUUUUUGACCGCGGGUCUCGCUUCGACUACGACUCCUGGACCGAGGCUGCUGGCCCGGAGUUCAGCCAGUGCGCGAACAAGUGGAACUGGCAGGGCAUCUUUCCCUUCUUCCAAAAGAGUGUGACCUUCACCGAGCCGUCAGCAGAGAUAGCCCAGCGGUACAACUACACGUGGGACGUGGCUGCCUACGGGGGCUCGACUCCCAUCCACAGCUCCUUUGCGUCCUUCCAAUGGGCCGACCAACCUCUCCUUAGGAAGGUAUGGCAGGAGAUGGGCAUCAACACCCCCGAAGAAUGCGCCGGCGGCGACAAGGAGGGCAUCUGCUGGGUCCCGACCUCGCAGCACCCCGUCACGGCGAGACGGUCGCACGCCGGGCUCGGCCACUACGAGGAUGUGCUUCCCCGUGCCAACUAUGACCUCCUGGUCAAGCAUCAGGUUGUCAGGGUGGUGUACCCCGACGGCCCCGACGCCGGCCCGCCGCUCGUCGAAGCCCGAUCUCUGGCGGACGGCCAGCUGUUCAACGUGACGGUCGACGGCGAGGUGAUCGUGUCGGCGGGCGCGCUGCACACGCCGACGGUUCUGCAGCGGAGCGGCAUCGGCGCGGCAUCCUUCCUCGGCAGCGUAGGCAUCCCGCUGACGCUGGACCUCCCCGGUGUCGGGGCCAACCUGCAGGACCACUCGGGCCCGCCGGUCAGCUGGAACUACACGCAGCCGUACGAGUUCUUCCCGCUCCCGUCCGAGAUGGCCGGCAACGCGACCUUCAAGGCCGACGCCAUCGCCGGCUUCGACGAGACCCCCGCGCGCGGCCCCUACACGCUCGCGGGCGGCAACAGCGCCAUCUUCGUGUCGCUCCCGCACAUGACGGCCGACCACGCCGCCAUCACGGACCAGAUCCGCGCCAUGCUCCUCGCGCUGGCCAACCUGCUGGACAACCCGGAGGCGCCGAGCCUGGAGACGCCGUGGGCGACGACCGAGGCGCCCGGCACGGCCUGGUCGUUCCUGCUGCACCCGCUCAGCCGCGGCACUGUGCGUCUGGACCCGGCGGACCCGCUCGAGAAGCCGAUCCUGGACUACCGCGCGGGCUCCAACCCGGUCGACGCCGCCGUGCAGCUCGCCCAGGUGCGCUACCUGCGCCGCCUGCUCGAGACCCCGACCAUGGUCGCCCAUGGUGUUAGUGAGAUCGCCCCUGGUGCGGGGAUUGCGGAUGAUGAUGCGGCGCUGGAGCAGUAUGUGCGCUCCAAGAGCACCCUGUCCUUCAUGCACCCGUGCUGCACGGCCGCGAUGAUGCCCAAGAGCAGGGGCGGUGUGGUCGGGCCUGAUCUGAAGGUGCAUGGCGCCAAGGGUCUGAGGGUGGUCGAUAUGAGUGUCAUGCCGCUUGUGCCGGCGGCGCAUCUGAGUGCGACUGCUUAUGCCGUGGGAGAGAAGGCUGCGGAUAUUAUUAUCAAGGGCUGGAAGAAGCAGGGUUGGUGA
Messenger RNA from Chaetomium fimeti, 1854 nucleotides. RefSeq lists its product as uncharacterized. The transcript has 4 exons. The record is from RefSeq and is a predicted model, not a curated record. NCBI's taxonomy places the organism in Eukaryota, Fungi, Ascomycota, Sordariomycetes, Sordariales, Chaetomiaceae. Gene Ontology annotation, molecular function: oxidoreductase activity, acting on CH-OH group of donors; flavin adenine dinucleotide binding. The coding region runs from base 1 to 1854 and encodes 617 amino acids. Gene Ontology annotation, biological process: secondary metabolite biosynthetic process.